Molecule: messenger RNA, 915 nt
Organism: Colletotrichum higginsianum IMI 349063
Lineage: Eukaryota; Fungi; Ascomycota; Sordariomycetes; Glomerellales; Glomerellaceae
Product: Methyltransferase domain-containing protein
Exons: 1
Coding region: 1-915 (304 amino acids)
Source: RefSeq, a predicted model, not a curated record
AUGGAUUCGAAUUUGAUGCCAUCGUCGUACCCGCACCAGUUACAUGUUCUCAGCGCCCCGCUAUCUGACGACGACGCGUUGCCAGCAAGUUGGAACCACAACAAGUCCACUUACACCAUCGACUGUGCUCUCUGGACUGCUUGCAAGGAGUCUCGCGCUGCUAUGCAUCGCCGGUACAAUAUCCACCAUUGGACCAAUCUUUGCGACCAUGCACGCCGACCACUCCUCGAUGACUCGAGCCAUCUUCGCAUUCGGCACCAGGACUACGAGGAUCUGCCAGCUACAUUUCCAGUCCGUGACAAGGACAACUGGCAAUACAUAACUGUGCUGCCGAGACGGGAUCUCAUCAUAGUACAGGUGCUGGACGUUGCUGACUUCACAAGCCUGGAACACCAUGACCUAUUUUCGUCGAUGCAUCACGGCUUCGUCAGCUUUGCGGACAUUGCGGUGGAAUUUGACCCGUCGUGGAGCUGCGAAGAGCUCCAUCAGUAUAACCACGAGUGGAUCAACGGCAGCCUCCGUUCCAACUGGGACGACUAUGACAGAGCGAGAUGGGCGACAUAUUACCAGCUGUUGCUGGCCAUGAAAGAGAUGCGGAAUACAAGGCUGUGGAUGAUGGACCGUCGUCUCGGCCUGGAGUCCAAGGCCCUUGACAGAUGGUCCACGAGGAGGAUUGCUCAGAAGGAAUGGGAGAGCUGUUUUGUUUUCCGCGGGGAGGGCUGCACAUACUACCAGAUGCCCGGGGGAUGGGAUUUCUGUCUUAACGAGACGGAUAAAGACGACGACGCAUGUUGUGACUUUGCCUCGCAGCUUGGAGCGGUGUGCAUGGAGCAACUCGAGAAGGACUUUGAUGAGGACGACCUGUACAACCAAUUCUAUCAGCCCUGGCGGGUAUUGGUAUGCGACAAAGUUUGA